Molecule: messenger RNA, 3873 nt
Organism: Caenorhabditis bovis
Lineage: Eukaryota; Metazoa; Nematoda; Chromadorea; Rhabditida; Rhabditidae
Source: the annotation of a GenBank genome assembly
AUGUCGAUAUCACCAAUAUUCAUAAUUUUCUUUCUCUUUCGGGUCGAGACCAAAUUCAACUCGCGCGAUUAUUACCGUAAUCGUGUUUGGGUUUCAAAAAAUGGAACCGAGCUUUUCAUCAUGUCUGAAACGGAGGGCGAAGCCCGUCAAAAGUAUGCAUUCAUUUCACCAGCAUGUCCAAAUUCGACAGUAGCUAACGUAUUGCUAGCGAGUCCUGAUUACUGCAGCUCGCGAAACUGCAGAAACUUCAAGGCACUUCCUUCAUUCUACAGUAUCUCAACUGACACGUGUCAUUGCAAAAUCAAAAACUGCAGUGCUCACAAUAGCGAUGAUUAUACAAUACUAUAUCCGGGAUGCAAAUGUGAUAAUUUUGCUAGCUGCUGGUUCAACGACACAUGUGAUCAAUGGACGAUUGUAAUGAAUGAGACGCCAUUUACAGUAUUUCAUACUGGGAAAUCCACAAUUCCAUACUUCCUACAAGCCGGCUCAAAUCAAGCUUAUUUGAAUCACACUUCGGCCAUCGUCAAAAGCAAGUUUUUUCGCCAAAGCGGUAUUGAGUGUGAAAUCCAAUUCCUCUACCAUCUUGUCCCACAAAGCAAAGAAUCGCACGUCAGAGUUCGAGCUAUUCUCGAAUCUGGUGAUUCCAUCGAAUUAUGGAAGUCUUCUAGUGGCGAGAAGUCAAAUCAUUGGGAGAGAGCCACAGUAGACAUUGGAUCAUUUGGACAGCCAUUUCAACUGUCAAUCGAAUGCAAUUCCGGAGCUCCGCCCACUUCUACCGUAGCUCACAACCUUAACGAUCAACAAUUCUUUAUUUGCAGUCUCGGAGAAUUUAAAUUUGUUUCUUGUGAUGAUAUUGGAAAUCCUGAAAUGGAGUGUUCGAGACCCGACGUAAAAAUUUGCAAUGGAAAAAACGUGAAAUGUCUAAAAGAUGUGGAAUGUGAUAUGAAAAAAGAUUGUUAUGACGGAUCCGAUGAGCAAAAUUGCUCCAACUUACCGAAGGGCAGUCAAUGCAAUUACAAUGUGAAUUCUACAAACCAGUUAUGCGACGGAUGGUCUCUGGAAACACGUAGCAAAUACGGAACAGGAAAUUUGUUCAAAAUCGGAAUUCCUGAUGGAAUUAACAUUCCGGUGCUUAGGGAAGACUCAAAGUCUAUGUUGAUAUAUGAUGGCUCCGAAGUAAAACAAUUAAAAUCCAUGAAAACUGUGGCACUCGUUUCACCAGUAUUUCCACCGACUAAUAUCGAUGCAUAUAGAAAACGAACGAACAAAACAUGCAAGAUUCGAGUAAUGGUUUGUAGUCACACGUACUAUGAUUCAUGGACAAUUGCGGUUAUUGGCAAAGAAGGCGAUGUUUUCGAAAAUGGAAAACGAAAAUUAAUCACUUUUGGGCAUAUUAGAGCAAAGACGAGAAUUGGCUCCAGUGGACGAUUCCCGCCGUCAAAUUGUGAUCGCGAUCGAGAUAUUGACGGUGAAACUGGCAUUUUUAUGGAAGAUGGCGGGACAGGAGCACAAUUGUGGAAUAUUGCAGAAAAAGGAUUCUACAGACUAGAACUUUGCGGCGCUGGUGGAGGUUCAUCACAGAUAAUUCGCGGAGAGCCAGGAAAGUGCGCAUUAUUCCAAAUGCACUUGCAAAAACGACACGUUAUGAGGAUUGUGAUAGGACAAAUGGGAGAGAGCCCGUGUGUCAGAAAGGGUCAAAACAACUUGAAUGCUUCGUGCUCGACGAGAGAAUUGUCAAAUAAAAAUGUGUUCUCCAGAAGAGUAGGAGGAGCUGGAGGAGGUGGUUCAUCAAUGAUAACAUUUGAACGUGGAAAAUGGGACAUCAUUGUUGGCGGGGGAGCUGGAGCACCUGGCGGGAACUGGACAAUCUUGAGCGAAUUUGAUGCUGGUAUAGGCUUCAGUGUUGCUCGAGGGAUUAAGAAAUCUACCCAAUCACAAUGCAAAAUUCUUUGUCGAUCUUCAUCAGCAAAAACAUUCCAAGCCGAUGGUACAUGGAAUAAUUGCAUGAACAAGGCUGUCAGAGUCUAUGGCGGAUUCGGAGGUGGCGGCAGCUCAUGUGGCGUUCUUGGAGGUGGUGGAGCUGGUGCACCUGGUGGAGCUCCUGGAGAGAAUGGCGAGAGCUAUGUGAAUCCACUGCUUGCCAGUGAAGCAUUAUUCUAUCCAGCGAACACAGUUCAAGAUGGAUCGCUCAAAAUUUUAAAGUGUAGCAAAAUUUGUCCAGAAUCAUCAGUUUGCCGUUUUCGAGGGGACAGGCUUCAGGAAGAAUAUUGUGCCUGUCCGGGAGACAUUGAGUUCAAAGAUGGAUCAAGUUGCGAAUGCCCAUUGAAUUGUCCCUGGCCGUCUACUUGCGUCCUAACCAACUUCACCUAUCAGCCGGUUUGCCAAUGCCCAACAUAUAAGACGCUUGCCAAUCCACUCAUUGAUCGUUGCCAAGAACUGACGCAUUCGCGAUUCAUCGUCUUUGUACUUUUAUUUUUUGCAAUGUUGGUUGUAACCGUCGCGUAUAUUUCUAUUCGGUAUUGCAAACGGAAAACUGUGGUUUUAUCGAAAGAAUUGAUCGAGAUCUCCAAACUGAAAACGAACGAAUACCUUUACGAUGACAUCUAUUUUGGGAACCAAACCCGCAAAUCUGCAAUUGAUAAUCUACCAACAAUCGAUAGGAACUCACUAAAGACCGGAGUUACUCUGGGAAAAGGAAAUUUCGGCGAAGUGCUCUAUGGCCACUAUAACGCAAGUGAUGGGCAUUCUUACGAAGUUGCUGUGAAGACAAUCUCGAAGCCAUUCAGUGCCAGCAUUUCAGCUCAAGCAGACUUCUGCAAUGAAGCGCUUUGCAUGAGUACCUUCGCUCAUUCCAACAUCGUUCAUCUGAUCGGAGUUAGCUUUGACGACGUUCCCUACCUUAUAGUCACCGAAUUCAUGGAAGGAGGAGACCUUCUGACAUUUGUCCGCGAAGCGCGCCCUAGCCAAUACUCACUAAAUCCAUACCAAUUGACCAUGUCAGACCUAAUUCAUCUUGUGAGGGAUGUCGCGGCAGGUUGCUCUUGUCUAGAACAAUUCGGAUACGUUCAUCGCGAUAUUGCGGCCAGGAACAUUCUACUGACGAGGAAGAAAGCUGGAAGAGUGGCAAAGAUUGCUGAUUUCGGAAUGGCCAAAGAGAUCAACAUGGGUUCCGUGUAUUACCGACUGCAUGGUCGAGCUAUGCUGCCAAUUAAAUGGACCCCGCCGGAAGCAUUCAUUGAUGGCAUGUUCACAACAAAAUCAGACGUAUGGAGUUUCGGAAUUCUUGGAUGGGAAGUGUUCUCUCUCGGUGUAAUUCCUUAUCCAAAUCGUAGAAAUGAGGAAGUGAUGAUAAUGAUAACGGAGGGAGAAAGACUCGAAUACCCAUUCGGAAUACCUCCGAGAAUUUAUAAGCUAAUGAGAAAUUGCUGGAAGACGAAUCCGAACCACCGACCAACAUUUGAUGAGCUCCUAGAGCAGCUGGAUGAUAUUCUUCUUGACAAUUCUGUCACGGGAAUGCCAUUCCCAACUCAUCCAGCCGUCAGGGCUUCCUUUGCUCGCGCUCAAUCUACUCCCCAGUCCUGCGAGACCCCACAGACCUCGAUGACAGAGAUCUCAGCAGCUAGUAUAUUUGCUGAAGCUAUGCAGAGUUUGGAUAUGGCUGAUAUGAUCAAAUUGCACGAAAUAAUGAUGGUGCAAGAGGAACCGUAUGUCUCGGAAAUCUCGGCUUCCGUGAUGACAACCCUUCGCCAGGAUUUGGCUCGGCAGCAGAUGGAAAACGGCGCUCCAUUCCGGCCAUCUUUAGUUCACCCAAAGCAACAUUUUCCUCAAAAAGCGGAAGAAAAGCCCGUUGAUCUUGAAGGACUCGUCGUGUAG